UUUGUGAAGUAAGAGCGAGUCUUGAACCUUGAGAUGUGGGGAAACCUUGAGAUCAAUUGAAUGUGGGGAAGAACUUUACAGAUUUAAGAGCCUUACCAAGAUCAAUUGGAAACCUUGAGAUGCUUGAAGAGUUGGACAUAAGUGACAACUAGAUGAGAGUUUUACCAGAUUGUUUCAGAUUAUUGUCAAAAUUGAGAGUUUUCCGAGCUGAUGAGACUCCCUUGGAAGUUCCACCAAGAGAAGUAAUCAAAUUGGGUGCUCAGGCUGUUGUUGAGUUCAUGGCUGAUCUCGUUGCCAAUAGGGAUAACAAGGCAGCACCACCAAAGAAGGAGAAAAGUUUUUGGUUCAGGAUUUGCUCGAUUUGUUGGCCGUUUCGGACCGAAAAUACGGACGACAACAUGUAACCAAUGAAUUACUACUACAGUUUUUUCUUUUUCGCCCCUUGUAUAUAUCUCAAAAAUGUUUUGGUUUCUUGUCAAAAUGUGUGUGUGUGUGUGUGUGUGUGUGUGUUUUUUAUGCCAGUUCCAUUACUUUGUAAAUUAUUUGUGAGAUUGGUGAGCUUUUCUACAAAGUUCAAAAAUCCUGAUUACUUGCAAGUGUUUUCAGAUUCAAGUGAAGUGAAAAACCUACCAUUAAAAAUCAAUGUUCAAACUUUUUGAUGUUGUAAAACUAUAUAACAUAUGGAUUAUGAUGUAGAAUUUCAUUUUCAUCUAACCUUUUCUUAAUAUAAGUUAAUUAUGUUUAUGCGAAUAUAA
Messenger RNA from Gossypium raimondii (Peruvian cotton), 755 nucleotides. Its product is annotated as plant intracellular Ras-group-related LRR protein 5-like. Lineage: Eukaryota; Viridiplantae; Streptophyta; Magnoliopsida; Malvales; Malvaceae. The coding region runs from base 153 to 404 and encodes 83 amino acids. The transcript has 2 exons. The record is from RefSeq and is a predicted model, not a curated record.